ACGCUGUUUGAUCAUUGUAAAAAAAACCGCCGUUAAAAAAUGAGAAUUAGGUCAGCGAGCUAAUGCAGUUGGUUGUAACAGUUGUCUUUUCAUUCAUGGAGCCUUACUCGACGCUUGCCGGGACACAUAACAACCUGUUCGGAAGAGGGUGAGAGAUGUGCGGUGUUGCCAGCAUCUGUAGACGGGAGUCGUAGCCGUUAGACCGGUCCAUUUGUGCGCGUGCCUCCCACCGUCUGUUUUGGACACCGACAGACGAUCCCGGUGAACGUCCGCGCUACGGUGCGUAACCGGCCCGGGUGGCGCUGAAUGGUUCGCGGCUGGGAAGGACAGACGUCGGGAGCUGCUCGGGUGAAACACCCCGCGCCUCGCCCCGGAAAGCCAGACAGUAACACGGCGCACGCUGGUGUAGUUGCAACAACUGAAAAGUCUUGGUACGUGAAGAUGACUUCCAAAGACAUGUGAGCCUCAAGUCUUCUGCCUAAAACUGCAUUUACUCUAGAUAGACAUUUGCACAGUCUAAUGAUGUCAAGCCGCCGAAAAUCAACAACGCCUUGCAUGGUGCUGCCCUCUGAUGUGGUGGAGCAGUUACCAUCUGAUGAGCUUGAGGGGAUAACUGAAAGAACAAAAGAAGAUCAUACUGAUGGGGUGGACGGGACAGUAGAUAAGGUUCCAACAGCAGAGGAACUGGAUCAUACAGUAGUGGUUGUCCCUACCCUACCAGAUGCUGGCGAAUCCAACAACUUACAGGAGAAAGAUGCACUGAGUCUAAAGUGUAGCACCACAAACGCCCCAGAGUGUCGGAGCAGCGACCAGUAUCAGCAGUGUGACAUGCCUGAGGAAGCAGAAGCAGAUGCCACAACUGUUGCCGCCAUUUCUCUCAGCAAGACCCCGAUCAUGAGGAUGAAGACCAAAUCUGAACCCAAGAAAAUCACAUCUUCCCUUAAUGCAUCAGAUGAAGUAGUGGAGUAUUUUGAAAGAGGGGUCGAAGGCAAGCUGGGUGGAGAGCAGGAGCCAAUCGAAGCUCCUCUGGGGCCCAUGGCAUCAAUGGAGAUGCUGCUGCAUGACUCCAUGAAGCUCGGAGGAGGCAACUUCCUGUUCAGCCAGCCCUCAGAGAAGCCAAGGAAGUCAUCCAUUUUAAACCCUACUGUUAUUCCUCCUGGCCUGGCACAGGUGCUUUCUGCUUUCCAGGCGCAGCAAACUACAGCAGCUCAACCCCAGCUGCUCAUACCUCUGAGCAGCAUUCCCUCUUAUAGCGCAGCUAUGGACACCAACCCUCUGCUGGGUGGCACCUACAAGAAGUUUCCCUACCCCUCAGUGGCUGAGAUCAACAGUCUGGCAGGGCAGACGCAAUUCACAGAGGAGCAGAUUAAGGUAUGGUUCUCUGCCCAGCGGCUGAAGCACGGCGUCAGCUGGACCCCAGAGGAAGUAGAAGAGGCUAGGAGGAAACAGUUCAAUGGCACCGUGCACACUGUGCCUCAAACUAUCACUGUCAUACCUGCUCACCAGCUCUCAGCUGCUGCCAACGGCCUACAGUCCAUUCUUCAGACCUGCCAGAUAGUGGGCCAGCCAGGCUUGGUAUUCACGCAGUUGGGUCCAGGAGGAAACCUUCCAGUGACCAAUCCCAUCACCCUGACAGUGGCAGGUCUGCCCAGUCAGUCCCAGAGCUCCAGCAGAGUUUCCUGCCAGUCCACCCCAACAAACAGUGAUCUUAAACGGGCUACCACCAUUCAGCCCCCCUCUCUUUCCCCCCAGGAGAACUCAGCCCUGAAUGCAGACACAUUCAGUAUGCGGCCCAAGAAGUCCAAAGAGCAGCUGGCGGAGCUGAAAGCUAGCUAUCUUAAAAACCACUUUGUCAGUGAUGCAGAGAUCGCACGCUUGAUGAACAUCACCAAUCUGACCAAGGGUGAGAUCAAAAAAUGGUUCAGUGACACCAGGUACAACCAACGAAACUCCAAAAACAAUGUGAUUGUUUUCCACGACGGAGGUAGCAGAGGAGGAGGCGGUAGCUGUAGCAGCACCGCCAACGCCACCAUAGUCAUCGACUCAAGCGACGAAACCCCGUCAUCCCCGCACCGUGCCCGCACGCCUCCUGUGAGGGAGAAGGAGAUGCGGCCCAAGACGUGGAAUCCUUUUCCCGACUUCACUCUGCAGAAGUUUAAAGAGAAGACACCGGAGCAACUGGUGGUGCUGGAGGAGAGCUUUGAGAAGAGCAGCACUCCGUCAGAUGAAGAGCUGAGCCGCCUGAGAACGGAGACAAAACUGACACGCAGGGAGAUUGAUGCCUGGUUCACAGAGAGACGAAAAAUGCCGACAAUCAGCACACCCUCCCCAGAUUCUUCUGAGGGAGGGCCAACGGACACCGGUGGAUUGAACACUGAUGUUGGGGCUUCUUGCUCUCCCUCUUCCUCUCGUACGGUUAGUCAGACUCCGCCCGGAGGCCGCAGUAAGCAGAUAGCAACCAGCAGCAGCAGAGACAUCAAAGAUAAGACUAAAAAGACUCCAGAACAGCUCCAUCUUCUUAAAAGUGCCUUUGUGCGAACUCAGUGGCCCACCACAGAGGAAUACGAACAGCUAGCACAGGAAAGCGGUCUGCCCCGACCUUACGUUGUCAGCUGGUUCGGGGAUUCUCGGUACUCCUGGAAGAACGGGAACCUUAAAUGGUUCUUUCAGUACCAAAGUGGCAACGUGGAGGGCCCAAACAGUGGGGGGAGCAACAAAUUGGGUAGUCGAAAAAGACGUCCCAGAAAUCGUGGUUGGGGGAGAUCUCGAACCCGCAAGCAGCCAAGGCGGUCCGCCUCGUUUAGUUCAGACAUGGACAUGUGUCCCCCGCCAAAGAAAUUCAAGAGCGGCAGGGACAUCCUGAAGGAGUAUUACCUGAAGCACCGCUUCCUCAGUGAGCAGGACCUGGAUGAGCUUGUCACCAAAACCAAUAUGAGCUAUGAACGGGUGAGGGAAUGGUUCGCUGAGGUCCAGAGACGACUGGAUAUGGGGGCAGACCCCUUCCAGGAGCCGACUUUGGGGAGGGCAGACGGAGGAGAAGGGGCAGACGAGAUCCGGAUAGAGGCAUCGAGUGCCAACAAGGAGCCCUCAGGCGCUGAAAUGGGAGAGGAGGACGAAGAUGACGACGAGGAGCAUGAUGAAGGAGACACAGAUGACAGUGAGUGGUUCUGUGACAGCGCUGCUCUCCACACAGAUGAUUCUCUGCAGAAGCAGAAAGUUUUUAAAUUUCGAGGUGACCUGGCUGUGCGGCAAGGCAAUUACCAGACAGGCCUGGAUGCGUACAGCAGUUGUCUAGAUUGGAUCGGCAACAACAAUCUGUCUAUUAAGAGAGAUAUAUUGGAGGGAAUGGUUCGAUGUUGCACCAAGCUUGGUCAUAGAGACAGAGCGAUGGACUUGGUUGACAUUCUGAGCAAAGAAGCAUCAAACACGUGUCACUUGACCAGCCUGCUGCUGCUUAAGGUCAGCGUCUACCAACAUUUUGGUGCCAUCGGUCCCAGGAUGUUGUCUCUGCAGGACCUGUGCAGCUUGUUGCCCUUUAACCCCUGGAACUGGUUCAACCUGGGAAAGAUGUGUGUGCAGCUGCUAGAGGACAACACAGCCUUGGGUAGCCAUCCUUUUAAAGUUGAAUCAGAUUGCACCUGUGCUUUCUUAUUGUCUAUCUUAAUGUAUGCAGAGAAGAGCGCAGAAGCUGAGGACCCAGCAUAUCUCGCUGAAGGGAAAGUGUGGCUGAAGGCCUGCACAUGUCUCAUCAGGACCAGACUCCUGCUAGGAAUCUUACAGCAGCAGCAGUCAUCCUUUGUGCUGCGGCGUAACCAAAAUGUCCUGCAAUCAGCAGAGGAAGCCCUAAAACAUCUUAACCCCAAAGAAAGCACUCUGCACACCCUCACUGAGGUGCUGUCAAAAGACCUGAACCCAGAGAAGAUGAAGGAGGACUACCAAGACGGCGAGAGUCUGUCCAGCGUGUGCUUGCAGAGCUUCAGUGAACGCUGGUGGAACAACAGCUUACUGACAGGAGUUCUGGAGGCUGAAGGACGAGACACGCGGAGCGACAAAACGUAAUGAAUGUUCCUGCGUGAACACAAAGCUGCUCUCAAUUUAGAAGAGAACUUGGACUGUUUCCCUUGUUCCAAGAAUUGAAAAAUCCAUCAAACAGCAUGAUUUUGUCUGUUAACUUGAUGGCAAAUGGAGAAGUACAUGGUGGGAUUAAAUGUCACAUGAUUACGAUCACAAGAUUUAAAUGAUUUAGUGACCUUAAUGUGCGUCAUAGAAGGAACAAAGAUACAUUUGUAAAUCUGUUUUUUUAUUUACUUGAAAAUGUUAAUGCCUUAGGAUAUUUUAAUAAAAUAUUAUUUUAUGUCAUGUUUAUUUUAUUUUUUUACACCA
Messenger RNA from Entelurus aequoreus (snake pipefish), 4383 nucleotides. RefSeq names its product zinc fingers and homeoboxes protein 1-like. Gene Ontology annotation, cellular component: nucleus. Gene Ontology annotation, biological process: regulation of transcription by RNA polymerase II. The transcript is spliced from 14 exons. The record is from RefSeq and is a predicted model, not a curated record. Bases 520 to 4059 code for a protein of 1179 amino acids. Gene Ontology annotation, molecular function: DNA binding; DNA-binding transcription factor activity, RNA polymerase II-specific. Lineage: Eukaryota; Metazoa; Chordata; Actinopteri; Syngnathiformes; Syngnathidae.